This is a messenger RNA of Cutaneotrichosporon oleaginosum, 243 nucleotides long. RefSeq lists its product as uncharacterized. The record is from RefSeq and is a predicted model, not a curated record. NCBI's taxonomy places the organism in Eukaryota, Fungi, Basidiomycota, Tremellomycetes, Trichosporonales, Trichosporonaceae.
CAAUUUAAUCGCGCCGUCGACCUUGUGCAAAGUCUGCCCAAGAGCGGGCCGGUGCAGACGAGCUAUGAAGAAAAACUGCAGCUCUACUCGCUUUACAAGCAGGCAACGGACGGCGACAACGCCGCGCCCAGGCCCGGCAUGCUCGACAUGCUUGGUCGCGCGAAAUGGGACUCGUGGGCGAAGCAGAAGGGUUUGUCGAAGCGCGACGCGAAGGCACUCUACGUCGGGGCCUUGUUAAAAGUG